UGGGUGCUGCCGCCUUGCUCCAGGCUCCCCGAAAGACCGGCCACCUCCGCCCCCCGGGGACCGCCACCAUGCCCUCCGACCUGGCCAAGAAGAAGGCGGCCAAGAAGAAGGAGGCGGCCAAGGCGAGACAGAGGCCCAAGAAGGGGCAGGAGGAGAACGGGGACGCCGCCAGCGAGCCGCAGGUGGCCGGGGAGAAGCUGGAGGCCAACGGCACCGAGUCCGCAGAUGUGGACUUGCUGAGCAAGGAGCUGGAGGACUUUGAGCUGAAGAAGGCUGCGGCCCGAGCCGUCACUGGCGUCCUGGCUUCUCACCCCAAUAGCACGGAUGCCCACAUCAUCAACCUGUCCCUCACCUUCCACGGCCAGGAGCUGCUCAGCGACACCAAGCUGGAGCUCAACUCGGGCCGGCGCUAUGGCCUCAUCGGCCUGAACGGAAUAGGCAAGUCCAUGCUGCUGUCCGCCGUGGGCAAGCGUGAGGUGCCCAUCCCCGAGCACAUCGACAUCUACCACCUGACGCGUGAGAUGCCGCCCAGCGACAAGACGCCGCUGCAGUGUGUCAUGGAGGUGGACACGGAGCGCGCCAUGCUGGAGCGCGAGGCCGAGCGCCUGGCCCACGAGGACGCCGAGUGCGAGAAGCUCCUGGAGCUGUAUGAGCGGCUGGAGGAGCUGGACGCCGACAAGGCGGAGACGCGGGCCUCCCGCAUCCUCCACGGGCUGGGCUUCACGCCUGCCAUGCAGCGCCGCAGGCUGCGCGACUUCAGCGGGGGCUGGCGCAUGCGGGUGGCGCUGGCCAGAGCCCUGUUCAUUCGGCCCUUCAUGCUGCUGCUGGACGAGCCCACCAACCACCUGGACCUGGACGCCUGCGUGUGGCUGGAGGAGGAGCUCAAGACCUUCAAGCGCAUCCUGGUCCUCGUCUCCCACUCCCAGGACUUCCUCAACGGCGUCUGCACCAACAUCAUCCACAUGCACAACAGGAGCCUCAAGUACUACACGGGUAACUACGACCAGUACGUGAAGACGCGGCUGGAGCUGGAGGAGAACCAGAUGAAGCGCUUCCACUGGGAGCAGGACCAGAUCGCGCACAUGAAGAACUACAUCGCCAGGUUUGGGCACGGCAGCGCCAAGCUGGCCCGACAGGCACAAAGCAAGGAGAAGACGCUACAGAAGAUGAUGGCGUCGGGGCUGACAGAGCGGGUCGUGAGCGACAAGACACUGUCCUUCUACUUCCCGCCCUGCGGGAAGAUCCCGCCGCCCGUCAUCAUGGUACAGAACGUGAGCUUCAAGUACACGCAGGAUGGGCCCUGCAUCUACAACAACUUGGAGUUCGGCAUCGACCUGGACACCCGCGUGGCUCUGGUGGGGCCCAACGGCGCCGGGAAGUCCACCCUUCUCAAGCUGCUGACGGGAGAGCUGCUGCCCACCGACGGCAUGAUCCGGAAGCACUCGCACGUGAAGAUCGGGCGCUACCACCAGCACCUCCAAGAGCAGCUGGACCUGGACCUGUCGCCGCUGGAGUACAUGAUGAGGUGCUACCCUGAGAUCAAGGAGAAGGAGGAGAUGCGGAAGAUCAUCGGCCGCUACGGCCUCACCGGGAAGCAGCAGGUGAGCCCCAUCCGGAACCUGUCUGACGGGCAGAAGUGCCGUGUGUGCCUGGCCUGGCUGGCCUGGCAGAACCCCCACAUGCUCUUCCUGGACGAGCCUACCAACCACCUGGACAUCGAGACCAUUGACGCGCUGGCCGACGCUAUCAACGAGUUUGAGGGAGGCAUGAUGCUGGUCAGCCACGACUUCCGGCUCAUCCAGCAGGUCGCUCAGGAAAUCUGGGUCUGUGAGAAGCAGACCGUCACCAAGUGGCCUGGGGACAUCCUGGCGUACAAGGAACACCUCAAGUGCAAGCUGCUGGGCGAGGAGCCCCAGCUCACCAGGAGGACCCACAACGUGUGAGCCCCCGGCCGCGGGCCCGGGCCGCACCCCUGCACUGCUGCACCCCUGCUCCCCCCACCCACCCCCACCUGCCUUAGCUGUGCUCAGAUCUCCGACGGCGGACGGCUCCCCACCUCCGGUCACGCUGGUCCAGGUUUGGGCCCCU
Erinaceus europaeus (western European hedgehog) is the source of this 2088-nucleotide messenger RNA. It is a transcript of the gene ABCF2, whose product is annotated as ATP binding cassette subfamily F member 2. NCBI's taxonomy places the organism in Eukaryota, Metazoa, Chordata, Mammalia, Eulipotyphla, Erinaceidae. The transcript is spliced from 14 exons. Bases 69 to 1943 code for a protein of 624 amino acids. The record is from RefSeq and is a predicted model, not a curated record. Gene Ontology annotation, molecular function: ATP hydrolysis activity; ATP binding.